This is a messenger RNA of Penicillium cataractarum, 1548 nucleotides long. RefSeq lists its product as uncharacterized. The transcript is spliced from 2 exons. NCBI's taxonomy places the organism in Eukaryota, Fungi, Ascomycota, Eurotiomycetes, Eurotiales, Aspergillaceae. Gene Ontology annotation, molecular function: RNA polymerase II cis-regulatory region sequence-specific DNA binding; DNA-binding transcription factor activity, RNA polymerase II-specific. The record is from RefSeq and is a predicted model, not a curated record. Gene Ontology annotation, biological process: regulation of transcription by RNA polymerase II. The coding region runs from base 1 to 1548 and encodes 515 amino acids.
AUGGACCACUCGUUCCCAUAUCACCAGCCUCUGGCUCAGAUGCCAACUGACCAGCGAGAGCACGAGCAACAUCGUGUCUUGGUACAAACGGGACCUGCCGGUGCCGAUGGUCUCUUCCAGGUGACGACUACCAGCGAUACUAGCCCCCAGUCUUACCACCCCGGUCCCCCAGUCGAAAACUGGCCGGCAUUCAGAUCUAACCUGAUACCGCAAGCUCUGAUGUCCCUUCAUCAUACUGGGUUUAGUAACCCGUGGGGCGCCACGCUGGAGCCAUACGAUUUUGGUACUUCUUCUUCUCUCACUCGGGCCCAGAUGCCUGACGACACUUAUCUCGCAUCACUUUACGCUACCCCUCAUACUGCCAACGUGCCUUCCACGUUCGCCUCGUCUACCACCAACAUGCACCAACCAAACACUCACGCGCCGAGACGCGGUGACAACAAUGAUUUAAUCAACCGGCAAACAGCACCAGUCACUGCUUUCUUAAGUCAGGAACACUUGAAUCACUCUCCUCAACACUCGAGCACUCCUCAAAGUUUUGAACGUGUGAUGCGCGAAACACCUCCAUCACCACCCAUUUCCAUCUCCUCAGAUCACUCCAGACCCCAGUCUAGUGGCCCACGUCACCUUCAUGACAGUAUGAGUCCUGCCUUGACUAUGACUGCGGUUGAUAGCCCCUCCCCACGCGUCAGUCUCGCAGAUUCCAGUGAUCAAGAGCAGACUGGAGAACCCCCAUACUCCCGCCUGAUUUGGGAAGCCCUCAUGUCCACUGAUGACAAGAUGCUUCCGCUUCAAGGCAUCUACCAAUGGUUUGAGAAGAACACAACCAAGGGAAAGAAUGAGGAAUCAAAGGGCUGGCAAAACAGCAUUCGGCAUAAUCUUUCAAUGAAUGCAGGAUUCGAAGCUAUCAAGGUCGAGGCCCCUGGCAAAAAGGCUGUAAACUACUGGCGCUUGACCGAAGAGGCUAUUCGAAAUGGCGGGGUUCAAUCAACAACCCGCUAUCGCAAAUUAACCGCUAAGAAGGCCAUGAGCUCGGAUCCCCCCGAUCCUCGUCACCAGCGACCAGGGUCCAAAGGUGGAAAGAAGAGUGCCGGGCUCAAGCGCCAUGCUACUGAAGACGAGGAAUCUCGCCCAGGAUCAACGUUACAUUAUCGAAAUGUCCGACAGAACCGAUCUCCUCCAUUCUAUUCCCAGUCUCACUCUCACUCUCAGCCUCAACAUCAACCUCAACCUCAACCUCAACUUCAGCCUCCGGCGUCAACUGAUGCCGAUAUUCACCAUUUCCAACACUACAACCACACAUACUUGACUACACCGUCCGUUGAAUUGCCGCAGUACGCGGGACUACACGGGCUAAACGGCCUGCCUCAAGUGCCUCGCGAAAACUGGCAGCAGUUCGACCUAAGCAGCGUGAUUGGCACCACCAACCAGCCGCCAGCCAACAACAUGGUGUUCUGCGAUACAGCGGAAGUGGCCCCCGACUGCGCUGCAUUCGUGGGGCCCUGGGUUGGAAUGCCUCAGGCCCAGGGUCCAAUCAUCAUGGACUGA